UGUUUCUAUUAUUAUUACAAAUUUGAUCCCCUAGAUUUGAGUUUUUUCCACAUCACCGCCCUUCACGAUGGCCUCUCCCGACCCCGACGAGGCCCUCGACUCCGCGGCGACGCGAUGCCUCUCUCUCCUCCGCCGCGUCGCCUCCUCCCCGAAGCUCCCUCCUCCCCUCAACGCCUCCCUCCGCCGCCUCAUCGCCGCCGAGCUCCGCUCCCUCCUCCUCCGCCCCCGCCCCCUCCCCUGCCCCCUCUCCUCCAACCUCGGCCACCUCGAGGCCGUGUUCCACGUCGUCCUCCACCCCGCCGUCCAUGGCGUCUCCCGCGUCGCCAGGCCCCUCGGCCCCGUCCCCGUCCACGUCGACGUCGCCUGCUCCCUCCGCCGCGCCCCCGCCUGGGUCUUCGUCUCCGACCGGAACCCUAGCCGCGUCUCGUGGCGCGGAUCCCCCGGGGAGCGGGGCAGGGGCGUGCGCGCCCGCGUCGCGGAAGCCCUCGCCGCCGCGCGCGCCGCGGCGAGGGCGCUGAGGCCCGAGAAGCUCCUCUUCGUCUUCGCCCGCGGCGUCGGGGACGGCGUGGCGGGAGGACUCGUCGAGGAGUUCGGGGCGGCGGAGAUCGGGUUCUUCGACGAUUUGGAGGUGUUCGAGGAACUGGAUAGUGGGUGGAUGGGGGUUAGAAUGGUGGACAGUGAGUUACUACAGUGGGCGGAGAGUCGUAAACCUAGGGUUUUUGAGAUCGACAUUAGGGGAGAAUUCGUCGACGUCAGGGAUAGAGCUUCGUCAUCGGUGAAUCUGAAUCUGAAGGAUGAAGAGGAAUUGGAUUUGAGUGAUCCAUUCAGUUCUCUGAUCUCUAAAAUCCGCCCAAAUUGUACGAGUUCAGAGAAUGUGAUUAAUUUCGAUACUACGGCGAUGAUCGCCCUGGUGUCGGGUAUAAGCAACGGUGGGGCAGAGCAAUUGCUGAAGGGGUCUGAGAAUGAGAUGAGGGCGAGGUUUAAGAGCAACUACGAUUUCGUGAUCAUGCAGGCCAAGUCAGAGCUUCAGCAUCCCAUCCUACCAGAGCUGGAGAAUGUGAUAGCCGGAAAAAAGGGUAUUGUGUGCCAAAGUGUGUGCUCAGAGUUCAAAGAAAUUGCUUCGAUGUGUGGUGGACCGAGUGAGAAAAUUAGAGCUGAUAAACUAGUGAAAAGACUCUUAGUUGUCCCAGAUAGUCCUUCAAUGCGCUUGAUGGAUCUUCCCACAACAAGGAAGCUCGCACUAAAGAACAAAAUUGUUUUCGGAACAGGGGAUCAUUGGCGUGCUCCCACUUUGACGGCGAACAUGGGAUUUGUGCGAGCUGUUUCUCAGACGAGUAUGUCUCUGUUGACUAUUGAGCAUAGGCCUCGUGCUCUUAUUGGUAUCUGAUGUCUCCGAAAUCAUAAUAUGAUUUUAGCACGACCAUUAUGUAUAUUUUGCUGUACCAUUUACAAGAUAAAGCUAGAUGGUGGUUGGAAGUUUACUUCUCUACAGAACUCUUCUAGGUGUUGCUAAUACAAAAAUGGGCUGAUGUGUGGAGUUUAGGCUAUAGUUUUCGUUAGCGAUUUCGCCCAGUUUGCUCACAAGAGUCGACUUUUUGUUAAUGCUGUGGAGUAACAGCGAGCUUGAAAGGUUGAGCUUCGACUCAUUUGAUUCCGCUAGGAGCUGAAGCCGUUCACCAGCGUCUCUCUUUGGGGUUUGCUUAGUAUAUUUACGUUGAGCUUUGUCGUUGUUCUUUUAUUCGUUUACUAUGCAGGACAAUAUGCUCUUAUUCAUUGUAAAGGCUCCUCAAUGGAGUUUUAUGAGUUUAUAUGGUAGAUCUUUCUUGUACUUAUGUAGCACCCAAAAUUUGUAUUAUGUUGUACUCUGCAAAACUCAGUGUGUGAAGCCUUUUAUUUGAAUGGGCAAAAUGAUAUACCUUGUGGUCAUGUAAAA
Ananas comosus (pineapple) is the source of this 1933-nucleotide messenger RNA. RefSeq names its product UPF0415 protein C7orf25 homolog. The transcript is spliced from 3 exons. Lineage: Eukaryota; Viridiplantae; Streptophyta; Magnoliopsida; Poales; Bromeliaceae. The record is from RefSeq and is a predicted model, not a curated record. The coding region runs from base 68 to 1387 and encodes 439 amino acids.